Molecule: messenger RNA, 834 nt
Organism: Didymodactylos carnosus
Lineage: Eukaryota; Metazoa; Rotifera; Eurotatoria; Philodinida; Philodinidae
Source: the annotation of a GenBank genome assembly
AUGUUCGAUGUAAUCGCGGACAAAAACUAUAUAAGAUUCGUUAAUAUAAGACUUGGCGGUUGUUGCUCUGGUAAUCACGAAGAAGAUACAUUACGAAUUGCUUUAUUUGGUUUAGAAAAUUCUGGUAAAACAACAUUAAUAGAGUGCUUAAAAACAUCAAAAAAAGUAAAAGAAGUAAAAAAUAAAAUAUCAACGCAUGGUGUUGUAGCUCAAAAUUUAUACUUACAACAAAAACAUUUACUUCUUUUUGAUUGCGGAGGUUGUAAGCAUCAACGUCAUAUUUGGCCACAUUUACUCAAUAAUUCAGAUAUCAUCAUGUUCACUGUGGAUUCAACUGAUCAAGCCUGUCUACAAGAUGCUAAAGAUGCUCUAUUCGAUUUACUCAUACAUGAAAGUCUAAGCGGUAAACCUCUAUUGAUAAUUUGUACUAAAACCGAUAAACCGAAUAAAUUAAAAACGGUUACAAUUGAAAAUCAUCUCAAUUUAUGGAUGAUCGUUGAUCGCCCAGUGCACAAAGUAAAUUUUUCUUCUGUGACACUCGAUGAUUUAACAUUAAUAACAUCAUGGAUCGUUUACUAUUCCAAUCGUAAACAAAAAGGAAAAUUAAUGAAUUUAACAAGUAGUAUUAUCUCACCUAAUAGUAGUCUUCCUCUCUCUUUGAUUCCAACACCCGCUCCCUCUGCUGCCACAAUGUCAUUGCUCUCAGCCGAAACAGCAUCUGGCGCCGCGUCAACAGCCAUCUCUUCUUCCACAACACGUUUAUUCGUUCAUUCUGUACCAUUAAAAAAAUCAAGAAUGAAUUUAAAAUUUGUGAAAAAAAACCUGGUUAUAUAA